This is a messenger RNA of Bombina bombina (fire-bellied toad), 3390 nucleotides long. RefSeq names its product Ras and Rab interactor 1 (gene RIN1). The record is from RefSeq and is a predicted model, not a curated record. Gene Ontology annotation, cellular component: endocytic vesicle; cytosol. The transcript has 11 exons. Gene Ontology annotation, biological process: vesicle-mediated transport; signal transduction. Lineage: Eukaryota; Metazoa; Chordata; Amphibia; Anura; Bombinatoridae. Gene Ontology annotation, molecular function: small GTPase binding; guanyl-nucleotide exchange factor activity. The coding region runs from base 199 to 2616 and encodes 805 amino acids.
GGAAAUAAUGAGUUAGGAACUGAAUAUACACCUUGCAACACCCUAAGGUUACUCACUCAGGGAACACCCAUAGGGGCGGGAAAUGGAAUCAGGAAAGGAGCCUAGGAUCCCGGACAUAGUGUCCCAAGGGAAGGAAAAGCGUGAUCGCAUAAUCCCCUAAAUACAGGGCUGGAAACGGCCGGACACACAGAUCUUGGCAUGGGGACAUUAGACUCUGAGCAGUCAGUCAUAAGGAUGACUGAGCCAGUGUAUGAUUUCCCAUCUUUGAACUCACCGUGCUCCAGAUCUGCAGGGGGUUCACCAACCAUGGUCAGUAUCAGUGACCGGCUCCUCCUAACCCAGACAAUCUGGUUUCAUGCCAGUGUGAACUCAGCUACAGCUCUACACAUUCUGCAGAGGGAGCCUCCUGGGACGUUCCUGGUGAGAAGAUCCAACACUCGGCAGCAUAUGGCCCUGUGCGUGCGCUUAUCUAAUGACUGUGGGCCGAGCUUCAUCCAUCAGACGUAUAUAAACGAAGGAGCUGAAGGUCUUUCACUGGAAAAGUCCAAGCUCAUCUUUCCUGAUCUCGUGAAACUUGUGUCUCAUUACUGCAGUGAGUGUGAUGUUCUCCCAAACACACUAAGACUUCCUGCAGCCAUAGAGAAGGUGACCUCAAGAAAACAGCUAGAGGCCAUUUCCCGCCUGGGCCUUGAGUUUUGGAGUUCCUCACUUAAUACUCGUCGGGAUCAUUCUGCAGUCUCAGACAGUCCUCCCCCAUCCCCACCUCCUAUCAAUGUCCUAUCACCCAUUGAGCUUCCAGACCAAAUCACACCUGACCUUCUUCCUUCUUUCAAAACCCGCAGCCCUCUGGAAGUUUCCCAAGGGAAUGGGGAGGGUGCUCUCUGUUUUUUUAAUCCUCUGUACAAACCAAAAGAUAAUGGGGCACUCAAGAGGAGCAAGUUUAAAAAAAGCAUCAAGGUUAGGGUGUCUACAGAAAAUUCAGGGUCCCUCUCACCCCCACUAAAUCCUCCACCACCAGUGCCUUCUGAAGAGACUGUGAAAGAAGAAGAUGAGGAGGUGCCUGCUAAUGAGGACAUUCAAGGUGUUCCAUUGGGAAAAACUCAAGACACAUCAGUAGACCAAGAAUAUAGAAGACCACGAUCAUCCCUAAGGCAACGUCUGAAGAAAAGCCUCAGCAAAGGCAGUAUGGAUCUCGGGUUAAAAAUUUCUCAGGCUCGCUCCAAAGAUAUUGGGGAUUAUAAGGUUCCCACACCCAUUACCAAGACAAAAGAGACAAAGGAGACAGGAGAGCCUACUUCUAAUGGCCAAAAUGAUUUGGAAGAGCAUGACAGUGCAUCCAUAAGCAGUGCAGAAGAGGGGACUUCAGAGGAUGGGGGAAAGUUUUCUCCCCAAUUAACGAGAAGAAGGAAGAAAAGGAGUGGUCGUUCUUCAUUUAGGGCUGUCAGUGGUGCUUUCCUGUCCCUACUUUCCCCAGAGAGGAAAAUCCUGGUAUUAAUAGAAGAAAUGGGGAGGGAUGUUACAACAGAUUUUGGGAAGGAACUAAAGGAGUUUUUGAGGAGCUUGGAGGAGGGAGGGAGGACGAAUGAGAAGGAAAAGGAGGAAGAGGAGAAAGUAAAUUCAUACCAGACUUUAUUGAAGGAAGUCCGAAAUUUCAUGGAUAAGAUGAAAAAUAUACUUAGGGAAACUGCAGAUUUGCAGCUGUGGGCACUUUCUCUUGAAGAACAAGAUCGUGUCCUAGAAAAAUCCCUUCACCGACUUAUCCUGAAACCAUUGAGGCUUCGUCUAGUCUCUGAUGUCCGAAUAGGAUUGGAAGAGAAUGGAGAGCUAGAGAGACUUGGGAAAAACAUGCAGAUGGUAAGGAAGGGAGGUCCUUCACUACUAGGUGUAAAUCUGGUGGCUCCGGGAGCUCAAGAGCUGGAAAAAAUCCGCCAGAAGCUUCUGAGAAUUCAGGAGAAAUACUCACCAUGUGAUAAGGUCCGUUUGCUGCUUCAUGCUUGUCAAGGUGUCUACCGGAGUAUGGACUCACAGCAUGAUGAUGCCUGUGGAGCGGAUGAGUUCCUCCCUGCCCUGUGUUACGUGCUAGCCCUGUGCGACCUGCCUCACCUUCUGAUACACACACACUACACCAUGGAGCUGCUGCCUCAGGACACUCUGGUGGGAGAGGGCGGUUAUUACCUAACCAGCAUAUCUGCCGCACUCUCGGUGCUAAUGUCUCUGCACACUCACCCUCAGGGUUCUGGUCUGUCUCUCAGUGAGUGGCACCGCAGGAGACAAGGUCUUCCCUCACUCAACGACUUGCAGAACUUUUUACGUGUUGCGCAUCAAGAUCCGGUCAACGGUUGCACGACAAAGACCAUCCUUCUCCGUCCCUCACAGACUGUGGAAGAUCUAACUCAGCUAUGUUCACUUAAAUUCAAGACGGCACAACCUGAAGAAUACGGUAUCUUCCUGCACACUGGUGGAACCCAACAACUCCUCGCUCCUGACACUAGACCUCAGGAGAUAAAAUCAAAACUAAAGGAGGAAGGUUCAAGCUUCUACUUUUGUUACCAGCAUCUGGAAGGAGAGACCGGUUCAGAAAAUGGGGAGACACAGGAGUUACCAAGCCAUCUUUGAUAAAAAAAAAAGAGAACCAAUGAAAACAAAGUGCUGAUCAAAAAAUAAAUGGAACCCAUCAAUAUUGAACCACAUAGAACUUAUUGUUUGGGUCCUGUGUUUACAUUAAAUGCUACUAUCACCUACAUGUUUGAGGAGCAUAAAAAUGGACCAUCUAUGGUUUGAGCUUGACUCUAUACUUUUGGCCAUUUUACUACAAAUGUUGGAGCUUGUACUUAAAGAGAAUCAGAUUUCUGCAGCCUAACAGAGGAAAGUGACUGCUGAUUUGUUUGAUAACACAUUUCCCCUAUACCACUAUGUCCUCUUCAGUAUCAAGUAGAUAUGGGGUCCUCCCUUACACCAAGCAGACCUUGCAAAAUGCCAUCUGCCCUAACAGCUGGACAUUCCUGGAAGCCUCCGCCAUCAGUUUGUGACUGUUACAGCCCUAAGCUUGUGCAACUGACUGGUUCCUUAAAGGGGCGUGUACUAGGGUUUUCAGAGUAUUUGUAGUGUAUUACCUGCUCUGUCUAGUAAGUCCUUGCUCCAACUAGCCAGUGAGCAAUGAAUACCUCGGUAUCAUCAGCAGCGCACAGACACUUUUUCAUGUAAAAAAACUGUUAACAUCAUGCAGCUUUUUCACAUGUGCAAUGGAAACAAUUUGACUGUAAUGUCUUUUUAAGGUUUUAAUAUGGCCUCUGUUGUUACCGGCCUCUAUCUCUGGAUAUAAAAUAUAACCUCAUCAGAAAUGGUCAAAAAUGCAGCUUAGCUGGGAAUAAAACAUGACAUGAGAGUAAA